This is a messenger RNA of Puntigrus tetrazona (Sumatra barb), 3023 nucleotides long. RefSeq names its product solute carrier family 19 member 1 (gene slc19a1). The transcript is spliced from 6 exons. Gene Ontology annotation, cellular component: apical plasma membrane; basolateral plasma membrane; plasma membrane. Gene Ontology annotation, molecular function: folic acid binding; folate:monoatomic anion antiporter activity. The record is from RefSeq and is a predicted model, not a curated record. Lineage: Eukaryota; Metazoa; Chordata; Actinopteri; Cypriniformes; Cyprinidae. Gene Ontology annotation, biological process: folate transmembrane transport. The coding region runs from base 441 to 2030 and encodes 529 amino acids.
ACGAGACUAUUUGAUCCGUACGUGAAUAUCGUUGUUGUGCGCAAACAACAUUAAGAGACUCCGAGACGUUGUUAUCCAUCAACAAGCAGAAGUAGUCAUGAGAUGCGUGGAGCUGACUUUGCACUGUUAGACAUUUAGCUGCGGAUACAUGCGAGUUCAGAACAUUUACAGAUCAAAAUAUGCGGUCUAGUAAGGUAGUCAUUUUUAAUCAUUGACACUGUUGGACAGAGGUGAAUGCUUACACGCAGAAAAUGUCAGCUCGUAGCUGUUUAACACAUCUCAGCACCCAGUAGUUAACACCACACAUGCCUUAGGAUUUACUGGCUCAUGCAGUCGCUGGUUUGUCGCCGUUCUGUGAACACUGCGAAGCCUUCAGCUGUUAACUUUGAGGAUCGACAUCAUUAAACAGUUCAGCUUUACACCGUCGUUAUUGCUGUAACAUGGUUGAAAUGAUUCCAUGCAACGAAAGGACAGAGGACGUUAAGGAGGACACGAGGACUGAUGGCAAUGGACACACCGUGGAAAAUGUGGCUCCAGAGCUGGUCAGCAACGAAACCAAGGAAGAUCCGGAAACCCAAAUGCAGAAGACCAGAACCUGGAUCUGGUCGGUGGUUUAUCUUUGUUUCUAUGGUUUCAUGGUGCAGCUGAAGCCCGGAGAGCCAUUUAUCACACCGUACCUGCUCAGCACAGAGAAGAACUUCACUAGUCAACAGGUCACCAAUGAAAUUAACCCAGUCCUCACAUAUUCCUAUAUGGCCGUGCUGGUGCCUGUCUUUCUACUGACCGAUUACCUACGAUACAAACCUGUGCUGAUCGUUCAGAGCAUGAGUCAUGUUUCCAUUUGGCUCUUGCUGCUUUUAGGGAGCUCGUUGCUGGAGAUGCAGUUUAUGGAGUUCUUUUAUGGCAUCACCAUGGCUGCCCGCGUGGCGUACUCCUCGUACAUUUUCUCGCUCGUACCUGCGACUGUUUAUCAGCGUGUCGCCAGCUAUUCCCGCUCUUCUGUGCUCAUGGGAGUCUUCACGAGCUCUGUGCUGGGGCAGAUAUGCUUGUCACUAGGAGAUGUAUCAUACAGGACGUUAAGUGCGAUCUCUCUGGGGUUUGUCACUUUUGGGUUGCUCUUGUCCUUCUGCCUGCCGUGGCCUAAACGUAGCUUGUUUUUCAACCAAGCGCGACUGGAAGAGGAAAGGAGAGAAGCUGCUCAAUCGGAAUUGGCCAGAAUGAAGCCUGAAGAAAAAGAUGGCAGUGUGGCAGCACAAGGCAGUAACCCCAAAUACCCCUCCUGGACGAAUUCAGUGUUUGUUGAGAUGUUGAAGGAGUUAAAAAACGUAGUGAAAGUACCCAGUUUAAGGCUUUGGAGCUUGUGGUGGGUGUUCAACUCUACUGGUUAUUAUUUAGUAUUAUUCUAUGUGCACAUCCUGUGGAAUAAAGUCUACCCUGCCACAGAGAACAAACAUGUUUACAACGGAGCUGUUGAAGCUGCUUCUACCUUAUUAGGUGCAAUCACAUCUUUUGCGGCUGGCUAUGUGAAAAUUCGAUGGAAUCUUUGGUCUGAGCUUGUGAUUGGACUGAUCACUGCAGCACAGGCCGGUCUACUGCUUCUCAUGGGUAUCACAGAUGACAUCUGGGUUUGCUAUGUGGCAUAUGCCUUUUUCAGAGGCUUCUACCAGUUCCUGGUACCAAUCGCUAUUUUCCAGAUUGCCUCCUCUCUCACUAAAGAACUGUGUGCUUUAGUGUUUGGAGUAAACACUUUUCUUGGAACAGUUCUGAAAACGAUCAUCACUAUCAUCGUGGCAGAUAAGAGGGGAUUGGCUUUGAAUGUUCAUUCUCAGUUUUUUGUUUAUUUCUUUUACUUCGCUCUGUUGACUGUGAUCUAUCUGGGCUGUAGUGCCUUUGUCAUCACAUGUCACUACCGCAAUCAGAGAGCACAGGAGGAGACCACGGAAGUAGCUAGAGCCACUGAACUUAAUCCCAUGACAACCAUGGAGGGUGAAGACACAAUGGCACAAAAUGGAACCAAUGUUAAGACAUGAGAUUCAAAGAAAUUGUGCCUACAAGUGGAGUUCCUCCAACUCUCCAACUGUUACUUCAAAAUCAGAACAUUUUAUUUUAUGUACGAGUAGCCUUUGUUUUAUUAUUUUAUUUUUGUCAGGAGUAGCGUUAGGUAUUUUUUAAAACGUCAUCAAAUUCUAAUUCGAUUUUGUGGAAAGCAAAUCUAAGUAUUGAGGUUGUUUUUAGGAUGUGAUGCCAAUGUAGUCUCAGAUCGAGAUGUUGUCAGAUCUUUAAUUUUAUUGUUUGUAUGUCAUUUCAUAUGGUUGUCUUUGUUAGGGUGAACAAAGAAAGUCAAAUCAUUUUUGUAAGGAAUAUUUGGAAGCCAAACACGGCAAGUUUGGUUUCCUCGCCUCUGAUAGGAUUACUUUUUGACUUCAGUAUACUGUGAAGGCAGAAGUAUUAUUUGCCGCUAAUAAUUGAAAUGGAAAUAAUUACUACUGUACAGCCUUUAGAUCAAGGUCUCUAAUUUGAUUAUCACGGAAUGGUGAUAUUUAUGUCCUUAUAUCUGAUUGCUGUCUAGUGGCAGCUGGGUAGGGUUGGGUGAUUUUAUUAAUUUAUUUUGUAACUCCUGGAUAGCUCAAAAUGGGUUUCUGCUCACCAGUAAGCAGGAGUAGAUAAUGGAAAACAGUGUUGCUGCUAACGCGGAGGGAUAACAGAAUGUUAUGGAACAGGGAUGGGAAAUCGCUUCAUAAACACUUCAGUCUGCAUUGCUUGAUGACAAAUAUUUGCCAUUGUAAAAGAAGCAAAAUAUGCAAAUGACCAUGUUUUGAUGGAAACGCAAGUUACUCAGUGUUAAGUUUAUAGAACGUCUAUAAAAGAAAUGUCACACACAAAUCGAAUGUUCACAUGGCACUUGCUUAGUUCUACUGUAUUUUAAAAUAAUUACUGGGUUUUUUUAUAGUGUGAUCAUAUUAGGAAUUCCAGACAAUGUCUAAUUACAAAUAAAUUGUUAGCAAUAAAGUCAUUUUCAUUUA